Messenger RNA from Triticum aestivum (bread wheat), 1548 nucleotides. RefSeq names its product ataxin-3 homolog. Gene Ontology annotation, molecular function: cysteine-type deubiquitinase activity. Gene Ontology annotation, cellular component: nucleus. The record is from RefSeq and is a predicted model, not a curated record. Bases 333 to 1262 code for a protein of 309 amino acids. Lineage: Eukaryota; Viridiplantae; Streptophyta; Magnoliopsida; Poales; Poaceae. The transcript is spliced from 3 exons. Gene Ontology annotation, biological process: protein deubiquitination.
GGCCAGAAAAAACGGUUCGGUCGUCUUCUUCCCGGAGACGAGCUGCAGAUAGCGUUUCAGGCCUUCCAGCGGCUCCAAUGGCGCCUCCGUGGCUCCGACGACACGUGGGCAGGGGCGCUCGCGCCGGAACAAGCUGUGGCGGACGCUCGCGGCGCAGCCUCCUCCCACCCCUAACGGCCGCGCGCCUCCGCCAGGACCACGACCCCAGCGCCGCGCAGCGCCGCUUUUCCCUUGCUGCCGGCUAUAAAUCAGCCCAAUGGCCGGAGCGCUCUUCGCACACUGUCAAAUCGGGGAGGGAGCCGCCGGAGUUCUUCUGAAGGAGGGCCGGGGCAAUGGAGGCCAAGACGGGGAAUUCCGGCAUGCUGUACCACGAGCUGCAGGUGCGGCAGCUCUGCGGGCUCCAUGCCCUCAACGCGGCGCUGCAGGGGCCGUUCUUCAGCGAGGGGGACCUCCUGGAGAUCGCGGCGGACCUCGACGCCCGCGAGCGGGAGGUGAUGUACCGCGCCGGCGGCGUGGGGGCGGGGGAUUUCCUCGCCGAGGGCCAGGGAUCCCACAACGUCUCCGACAACGGGGACUUCGGCGUUGAGGUUUUGAAGAGGGCACUAGAGGUAUGGGACCUCCAAUUUAUCCCCAUGUAUUCCCAAGCUGCAGCGGGAUCCCAAUCCAAGCCUGAACUGGAAACUGCCUUCAUCUGCCACUUCCAGAAUCACUGGUUCUGCAUUAGGAACGUGGAUGGGGAGUGGUACAACUUCGAUAGUCUGUAUCCGGCCCCUGAGUACCUCUCUCAGUUUUUCCUCUCAGAUUACCUUGACAACAUGAGGGGUCCUGGCUCAAACAUCUAUGUGGUAAGGGGCACUUUCCCCAGGGACUGCCCUUCUGAUAACAACGAUUUUGGCCAGUGGCUGCGUCCUGAGGAAGCCAAGAUCAUUACACAUUCACGCUUCAAGGCUCAGCAGAAACAACAGAGCAAUACUGCUAUAGUGAUGGCCUCGAGGAGGUAUCUCACAGUGGGGGUAGCCGCUGGCUUGAGGGGCCUUGAAGUUCCAGGCACCAAGACUGAAGUACCUCGUCAGCAACCUUACGAAGAAAAGGACAUGACUAUGAUGCAAGAGGAGGAUGAUGACGACCUGAAGGCGGCAAUAGCUAUUAGCUUGAUGCCAUUUGAAGCUCCAGCGACCAGUUCUCAACCAGCCGAAGAAGAGAGAAAUAGAUGCGCUCAGCAAGGACACCACCAUGGAGGAACCUGGCUCCAGCAACUCUGAAGGGCCAGUUGAAGAAGGUUGUUAGGAUGCCAUCUUUCUUCAUCUACAUAGGAGCAUUCUGAAGCGCGAAAAAAUAGUUUCGAUUGGCUGGAGCGGUUAUUGUGAACUUGUGAUAUGUUGUAAUGAUCUGGAAUGCUGGAUUGAACCUGUGAGACUGAUGAUAUUUACAUACAAGUGUUGAACUUGAGUUAAAAUGUGGCCUUGCAUCUCUGAUCUGUGAAUUUUCUGGAAUUCAUUCUGAAAUGCAGCUAGUGUAAGGUUUGAUUGCUUUUGCUUUGAUCUUGCU